This is a messenger RNA of Aureobasidium melanogenum CBS 110374, 513 nucleotides long. RefSeq names its product Molybdopterin biosynthesis MoaE. Bases 1 to 513 code for a protein of 170 amino acids. Gene Ontology annotation, molecular function: molybdopterin synthase activity. The transcript has 2 exons. Gene Ontology annotation, biological process: Mo-molybdopterin cofactor biosynthetic process. The record is from RefSeq and is a predicted model, not a curated record. Gene Ontology annotation, cellular component: cytosol. NCBI's taxonomy places the organism in Eukaryota, Fungi, Ascomycota, Dothideomycetes, Dothideales, Saccotheciaceae.
AUGUCUGACUCGAACUCGAAACAAACACAGUCCACCGAUGCACCGACUGAAUUUAAAGAAGAUGGCGUCUACGUUGCUCUCACUCACGAUACACUUGACGCCGUUGCUAUAAUGAAUAAAGUUCGAAGUCCGAAAGCUGGAGCUAUCGUCCUGUUCGCUGGAACUACUCGGGAUAACUUUGGAGACAAGCCUGUUGUGCAUCUGGCUUACGAAGCAUAUGCUCCGCUUGCCAUCAGGACCAUGACCAAGAUUGCACGCGAGAUCAAGGAGAAGCACGGCUUGAAUGGCAUAGCAAUGAUUCAUCGUCUUGGAGUUGUGCCCAUCGCAGAAGAGAGCAUCCUGAUUUCAGUAUCGUCGCCGCACCGGCAAGCUGCAUGGCGGGCAGGCGAGGAAGCACUCGAACUGACUAAGGAGAAAGUUGAAGUCUGGAAGCUCGAGGAGUUCGGUGGUGAGGAGGGUGGUGUAUGGAGGGCCAACAGAGAUGGCCAGGCAGGCGUGAAAAUCAGCGGUUGA